AGAGAAACCAACAACACAACACACACAAACAUCAAACUCUCGCUGCCUCUUCACGGCAACAACAUCAAGAAGAAGAAGAACCAGAGGAGAGAGAAAGAAUCUAGAGAGAGAAAGCUUCGUUUCCUCUGUUAAUGGCGGCAGCACCAGUUAAGUCGCCGCUACACAAUUUCCCAUUAACAUUUCUGAAAUGGGGUUCAAAGAAAGACCAACAAAGAUGUCGCCGAUCACCUUACGACUCUCCUCUCUCACCUCCUCCGCCGCCGUCUUCAUCGGACGCCGAGCCCUCAAACUCUAAAGGAUCUCGAUCAUCUCGCAACCGCCGCAACAACCACAACCAUCCUCCGCCAACGCCGCCACCUGCGCAGGAUGAUGAAGAGGAGAGAGAUUGUGGGAAGAAACCAGAAGUUACAGAAGAAGGUUCUGGUGUUGGUGUUGGUGUUGCUGUUGCUGUAAAUGAAGGCGAAGGAGAUGGUGAGAAAGGGUGGAAUCUACGGCCGAGAAGAGCUGCCGCCAUGAAAGGGGUUUCUGCUACUAAUUCAACUCCAACGAAUACUUAUUCUGGUGUUGCUACUACUGUGGGAGAAAGUGGGGGUGAUAAUUUGCCGAAAUCGAUGAGGUUGCGAGGGUUGGAGACGCAAGGUAAUGGCGGAGCUAACGGCGGAGGAGGAUGUGAGAGAAGAGGGAUUAAGAGGUUUUGGAUCUCUUUAUCGAAUAAAGAGAUUGAAGAAGAUAUUUACUCUAUGACUGGUUCUAAGCCUUCUCGUCGCCCUAAAAAGCGCCCAAAGAAUGUUCAGAAACAAUUGGAUAAUGUGUUUCCAGGGUUAUGGAUGGUUGGGCUUUCGCCUGAAUAUUAUCGUUGUCUUGAUGUACCGCCAAAGAGGUAGAUAUGAACAUAUCGCAAAGUGUUUUUGCUUAAUUUCUGGCGUUUGGGUAGGAGGUGCAUAGGAAGGGGAUGAUUGAAGGGGAGUGUGAAUUUUUUUGAAAGCUUGCCGAUUGCCGUGUUCGGGCCUCGAUUUGGAGGUACUGUUCUCUGUAAAGAGGGGUGAUUUGGGACGUCUGGAUAUAUAGAAGAAUGAUGCCCAUUGACUUUUUUGCUUUAUAUCUUUUGGUAUACAUAGUAGAUUAGAACUAGAGCUAGUGCAAUGGCAAGGGUAAUUUAGUUUUAUUUUAGAUUAAUUUUCAUGAUGAUUUGGGUAGUUGCAGUAUGUAUAACAAGGAUCUUUGAUUUUAUGAUGAAAUGGUGUUGAUUAUAGCCUGUGAGCUUCAUAUA
Chenopodium quinoa (quinoa) is the source of this 1270-nucleotide messenger RNA. RefSeq lists its product as uncharacterized. NCBI's taxonomy places the organism in Eukaryota, Viridiplantae, Streptophyta, Magnoliopsida, Caryophyllales, Amaranthaceae. The record is from RefSeq and is a predicted model, not a curated record. The transcript is spliced from 4 exons. The coding region runs from base 132 to 884 and encodes 250 amino acids.